Messenger RNA from Phytomonas sp. Hart1, 2142 nucleotides. The record is from the annotation of a GenBank genome assembly. NCBI's taxonomy places the organism in Eukaryota, Euglenozoa, Kinetoplastea, Trypanosomatida, Trypanosomatidae.
AUGUUAUCGUGUAAUGACAAUGAAGUGACUUCAGGUUGUUGUGAGACCAUGACGAAGGGAGGUAAUGCAACUGUCGCGCCAGCUACGGAUGCGAGGUCGGAGACUUCCCAACCGAUCCAAACUGAUGGAAAUAAUGGCGACUUGUUCCAGUUUAUUACGAGAUUGUGCGAUAGUUUCCCUGUCGAUACCGGAGCUUUAAUGACGAUUAACGAUCUUCUUGUGAGGCUCAAGAGCUCCCAACCAGAUGUUUUCACAGCUCUCGAUAACUUGAAGGAAACAGCACAAGUGGUUUCGAAACCGAAUGAAUCCGUUUCUAUCCAUUGGAAGGAGAAAGGAAACAAUGAAUAUACCAGAGGGAUGCUCCAGGACAGCAUUCUGUCCUACACUCAUAGUCUGAUUUGCGCCGAGACGGACACAACAAUAGCGACUACACUUAACAACCGGAGCACUGCCUUUUUCGAGAUAGGCCAGUAUGUUAACGCAUGCUUGGAUGCCCACCGCACACUUCACUACAAAACGGACUACUGGAAGGCUUUGCAGCGUCGUGGGCGUGCGUUAGAGGAACUGGGGUUCAGGGAUGCUGGCCAGAAAGACGUCUUGGCGGCCUUAGACAAGUCUUUUGAAAGUAGUAACUCGCGCGAUACCAUCGACAACAUCCUAGGAGAUGUGAUGAAGUGUCAGGCAGACUUAGCGCUGCCCCCGCGCGCGACGCUCCGUGCGCCUUUGAAGGUAGAGCGCACGAUUCAGGGCCGCGGCCUUUUUUCCCGGCAGCGCCUGAACUGCGGGACGGUGCUGGAGGAGACCCCCUACGCACUUGUGGCUCGUGCUGAGGUGUUGCUAUCUGUCUGCUCCUACUGCCUGCAGCACACGAGCUGUCUGUACCCUGGCGAUGUGUUCCGCCGUGCGGCGAUCAAAUCACGCGGGCUAUUUUGCAGUGAAAUAUGCGCCGAGGCGGCAUGGCGGUAUUAUGGGCAGUUUGAAUCCACCAAUCCGUUCUUUCUCAUGUGCCCCAACGAUGUUCUCCUGGCAACAAGGGUUGCAUUGUAUGGUGUCCAACAGUUUCCGGAGUUAGAACUGAACAAUGCAGCGCCAGACUUUGACGAAGUAGGCCACAACCAAUUCGGGGCCUCACACAUGCAGAUGUUAACAACAUUUUCGAAGGAGCUCCAGAACAAUGCCGUGGUUGGUGGCUGUGAGUCGAUUGUUGCAGCCAUUGGAUUAUACAUGAAGGCUUUCACCGCGUCUGAGGCUGAGCUUGUUCGCAAAGCCCAACGACAGAUCCAUUCCAACGCGCUGGACGUGAGCUUGGUCCUACGUCUCGGUCAGGGUAAGGAUCCUAACAUGGAAAGGAAAUCCAUGUUAUACACCAACAGUGCUGCACAGUUAGGGAAGGCGAUGUAUGCUAUCGGCUCUCUCUUCAAUCAUGCUUGCGACCCGAACUGCUUUGCUUCCUUCGUGGGGGGCCCUCGAGGGUCGAGCCCUAAACUUGUAGUGAGGGCGAUUCGGCCAAUCAUGGAAGGCGAGGAGUUGACCUUGGCUUACGCAGGGAUUGAUGCGUUUCACUUUCACAGUAUGCGCAACCGCUUGCAGACCUUGCGCAACCGCUACGGUUUCAUCUGUCGCUGUACGACUUGCGUGAACCAGGUAGACGAGUCCGUUGGAACUGAGGGAAAGGAGCACUACAUUAAGGCCGCUGACUAUUAUCAAAAGGGAUGCCAGCUGACGCGCAAUGGAAAGUACGACACCGCUGUGACAGUCUUACUGCAAAGUUACGAGAUUGUGAUGCGGUACAUUUGCCCACCACCGAACCCGCCGCAGAUGAUGGUGCCGAAGACGCAUAGGGCACUUGCUUUAGCAUACUACCACAUGAAUAAUCUCGACAAGUGUGCAGAGCAUCUGAAGGCGGCAUUGGAAACCGAUCUGCUGAUUCAUAAAACGGAAUAUCGAGUAGAAAUGAUCAAUGAAUACACACGCCUGGCCGCUGUUUUACGUGAUCCCGAAGAGCGGAGAGUUUACGGUGAAAAGGCUCUUGAGCUUGUGCGGUGUUUAUACGCACCAUCUCCGCUACUGGAGGUGGAGAUAGCUAAUAUUCAGUCAGUGUAUAAGAUCGUGAGCGUAAGCGGCAAUGAAUCGCAAAAAUAA